AUGAAACGGGUGCACUGUGCACUGUCCGUUACGACAGCUUUUAGUGCGCGGUGGUCCUCCUGUCAUACUGCCCGCCUCCAGCACUCGUGUCCCCGUCCCAACAUCGCGCCCUCCACCACCCUCAUCCCCACCGCACGUCCCUCCCCUCCCUAUUCUCUCACACGCGCGCUACCAUGUCCGUCGAGAUCACCUUCCGCACCCUCAAGGGCGCCAGCUUCAAGCUCAUUGCGCCCCCCGCAGAGACGGUUCUUGAGCUCAAGAAGAAGGUCGGCGAGCAGCAAAAGGUCGAGAACUAUGCGGGCUUCCGUCUUAUCUACAAGGGGAAGAUUCUCGCCGAUGACGCCACCGUCGAGUCGGCCGCCAUUACAUCCGCGGGCUUCGUAG
Molecule: messenger RNA, 384 nt
Organism: Chondrus crispus (carragheen)
Lineage: Eukaryota; Rhodophyta; Florideophyceae; Gigartinales; Gigartinaceae
Exons: 1
Coding region: 1-384 (127 amino acids)
Source: RefSeq, a predicted model, not a curated record